AUGCACUGGGCAUUAUUCCUUGUAAUUGUAAUUUGUUGUUUUUGUUUGGUUGCACUGGUCACCAGUUCCUCCGGGCAGUAUGAAUGUUGCACUAGCUUUUGUCUGAGACGUGGAUUCCUUACAUUAACACCUAAUUUAGUCGAAUGUUGACAUCACUGUCGAUCAUUAAAUCAUGCUUUCAUAAACGAAAAAUUAAUGGCUAUCUCCUGCGAACUCUAUAGGCAAUAUUUUAUUUGAUAUGGACCAACCACCUAUACGAAUAUUGAGACGACCAUGUCAAGUUCCAUCUAACGUUCCUAAUACGCCACAAAGGCCACCCGUUGUAACAAAAACACUUGAACAAAGGGAAGCAGACUAUGCCGCUGCUAGGAAGAGGAUUAUGGGGUCUGCUACUCCGGAGCCAGCUAAGGUAGAAACAAAAGAAGUUAUAGAGUCUAAUUCACUGAGACUUACGGAUGAUACUAACAGUGCUAUUACAAAACAAGAUCCAUAUAUUGCUUCCACUGCGUCGACGACUCAGAAUGUGGAGGUUAGUGUUCAAAGUAACUCUUCAGAAACGACAGUCAACCAUUCGUCCACUAACCAUAACGGAGUUCAGCUUUCCAUGCCCCAGAGCAACCUACAACCUCUGGAUGUUGGUGUAAGUCGAAAGCCUCAACAACACUCACACUCUACAUCAAAUGGCGUUCGGCAGAAUUUGCAACAGCGCAGUGCAACAGUGACUGCCAAUAGAUUGUCUUAUGUUCCUCAACCUCUCCCUUUUUUUUCUUUGCAAACUGGAUACAAUAAUGCUGGUCUUCUUCCUACUCCACCCGGCUUUCAGUGUUCAUUACCAAAUGAGACAAAUGCUAGUCUGCAGCAAACAACUGCCCUCGCUUUAAUGCACCAAUUUAGUUUAAUACAACAACAAUAUCGAAAUACUUUGUCUGGCAUUCAAAAGCAACUAGUUUCUUCUGGACCGCACUCAUCCAACAGCUUUAAUCCCCUGAAUUUUUCAUCGUUUUCCCAAUCUAAUAUCAACCAGAAGUAAGUUUCAUCGAUGUUUAAUCUUGUACUCUGAGACUUAUUUUUCACAUCUUUAAACUCUGUGAUUGGUCUUAAGUUGUACUAAUUAUUAAUCAUUGCUGAUAAACAAGUUUUCACAACAGAAAUUUAUCUUGUUGUCAAACUAUUCAAGUUGCGACUCUGUAGUAAUUGAGAAUUAAGUAUGUCUUUAUCACUUGGAUUAAAACUUAUCCCUUAUAACCUAAUCUGCUUUACAUAUUUACGUGCUAAUAAGUUGUGAUUUCACUAUACUUGUUUAUCAACAUUUUGUUUUCAGAUAUACCCAUCCUUCAUCUUUCAAUUAAUUUAAAUUUGCAAUAAUCAAGUGUGGUUUCGUAACUAUACAACUUCGUGUAGUAAUUUUGACUACUCCUUGCUUUUUAUUAUUUUGUGGCCAUCUUGUUCAACAAAUAUAUUCAUGUUUCUGUAUAAAUAAAUUGCUUAU
Schistosoma turkestanicum is the source of this 1489-nucleotide messenger RNA. NCBI's taxonomy places the organism in Eukaryota, Metazoa, Platyhelminthes, Trematoda, Strigeidida, Schistosomatidae. The record is from the annotation of a GenBank genome assembly.